AAGACACAACAACGAGCAUAAACACAAUAGAGAGAGUGUUCAGAUAGCUCCGGUUUUCGCACAAAACCGCGAGUACACAGAGGAGCUGUUUUAUCCUGGAGACGACCGGUUGAUAGUCUGCCGUGCGCAUCGAGGGCAGUGCCGCGAACGUCUUAAAGAGAGCGACCUAGUCCGCGACUCAGCUCCAGAUUCGGUAACCUCGUUCCUGUUGUUGUUCCGUUCCUAACAAUUUUAAGACGUUCGGCUGCUGCAAUGUCGACUGAACAGAACAACAUGGCCGGAUCUGGUGCUGUCGAUAUCAAUCGACCGUUUCGCUUCGUUGGAGUCAACUUUCGUCGCUGGAAACAAAAGAUGGAGUUUUACCUGACGACCAAGAAGUUGGCACAUUGCCUCACUAGCAUGCCCGUCGAGCUGCCGGAAGAAGCGACCGAUGAGGAGAGGACUGCUGCUGCUAAGGAAAGGGAGCAUGACUUCCUAUGCAAGGGCUACAUCCUCAACGGCCUGGCAGACGACCUCUACGACUACUAUGCGGACAGCAAGAACACCGCAAUGAUGGUCUGGGAUGCGCUCCAAAAGAAGUACGACACGGAGGAGGCUGGAGCUAAGAAGUAUGCUGUCAGCCGUUACCUGCGCUACCAGAUGGUGGACGACAAGUCUGUCGAAGUUCAGUCCCACGAACUUCAGAAAAUAGCUCACGAGAUCGUCUCUGAAGGUAUGCCUCUGGACGAUCAAUUUCAAGUUGCUUGCAUUAUUGAUAAGCUGCCCCCUUCGUGGAAAGAUUUUAAGAAUAUGCUUAGACAUAAAACCAAAGAAUUUUCACUGGAAAGUUUGAUUACUCGCCUAAGGAUUGAGGAAGAGUCCCGCAAGCAGGAUAUGAAAGAAGAGGUGAUGGUCGUCACUGCUAAACGACCCACCCCUAGAGCUCUUAAACCUAACCAGAAAGGGUUUAAGGGUAAGAACCAGCAGGUCCGCCCCCAUCAGAAUGGUGCCUCUCGAGGUAACCAAAGAGUCAUGGCCCAAACCUCUAAGAAUGACCCACCGUUUAUCUGCUUUAAUUGCGGAAAACCGGGUCAUAUGGCAAAAAAGUGCAGGAACAAGCCUAACCCCGCCGCUGCGGCCAGGGUUAACUUGACAGAAGAGGAUUUGGUAGCCAUGAUCACAGAGAUGAUCGCUGAAGUUAACCUCACCGGUGACUCAGAAGGAUGGUGGCUGGAUACAGGUGCAUCGAAGCAUGUAUGCAACAAUCGUGCUAUGUUUAAAACAUACGAAGAAGCACCUGCUGACAAGAAAGUGUUGUUGGGGACUACUCACACCACUAUGGUUGCUGGUUCUGGUGAAGUGGAGCUGAACUUCACCUCUGGGAAGAAGAUGGUGCUCAAGGAUGUGUUGCACACUCCAGAGAUAAGAAAGAAUCUUGUUUCUGGAUAUCUUCUUAAUAAGGCUGGGUUUAAUCAAUCUAUUGGGGCAGACUUGUAUACUCUUACUAAGAAUGGGAGUUUUGUGGGAAAGGGAUAUGCAUGUAAUGGGAUGUUCAAGUUGAAUGUCGAAAUUAAUAAGAUGAAUUCUUCCGUUUACAUGGUGUGUGAUUUGAAUGUAUGGCAUGCUCGUCUUUGUCAUGUGAACACACGAAUAGUGAAGAAUUUAAGCAAGCUAGGACAUAUCCCUAAACUCUCAAUGAAUGAAUUUGAUAAAUGUGAUUUCUGUAGCCAAGCUAAAAUAACGAAAACGCCCCAUAAAUCUGUGAGUAGAGAAUCAGAACCCUUAGAUCUGAUUCAUUCUGAUAUUUGUGAACUAGAUGGGACGUUAACUAGGUCUGGCAAGAGAUACUUUAUCACUUUCAUAGAUGAUUGCUCUGAUUAUUGCUUUGUUUAUUUGAUGAAAAACAAAAGUGAAGCCCUUGACAUGUUCAAGGUAUUUGUGGUUGAAUUCGAAAAUCAGUGCAAUCGAAAGAUAAAAAGACUUAGGAGCGAUAGAGGAUCAGAGUAUGACUCUAAUCCCUUCAAGGAAUUCUAUAGCUCACAUGGUAUCAUUCAUGAAACCACGGCACCAUAUUCACCAGAGAUGAAUGGUAAAGCUGAGCGGAAAAAUAGGACAUUUACAGAAUUAGUUGUGGCUAUUAUGCUCAAUUCUGGAGCUGCUUCUUCUUGGUGGGGUGAUAUUUUGUUGACGGUUUGCUAUGUGCUAAAUCGUCUUCCAAAAACAAAUAGAAAAGAAUCACCCUAUGAGAUCUUGAAGAAUAAGCCACCUAAUCUGUCCUAUUUAAGAACGUGGGGCUGUUUGGCCUACGUAAGAAUUCCUGAUCCUAAGAGGGUUAAGUUGGCUAGUCGAGCAUAUGAAUGUGUCUUCGUUGGCUAUGCGGCCAAUAGUAAGGCAUAUAGAUUCUAUGAUUUGAAUGCUCGUACAGUAAUAGAAUCCAUUGAUGCUGAUUUCUUUGAGACACGAUUUCCAUUUAAAACGAGAAAUAGUGGGGGUAAUGUACUACCCGCUAUUAGAGAUAACGGAACAAGUGGGGGUGUUGGAUCUGAGGAUGAACUCAGAAGAAGUAAAAGAGCUAGAAUCUCUAAAGAUUUUGGUGAUGACUUUACUACAGUAUACACCCUAGAGGAUCCAAAAAGUUUGCAGGAAGCACUAACUUCCAUAGAUGCAGACUUUUGGAAUGAGGCCGUUAUAGAUGAAAUGGAAUCGUUAGAGGCUAAUAAGACUUGGCAUCUAACAGACUUACCUCCUGGCUGCAAAGUCUUAGGUAAUAAAUGGGUUCUAAAAACGAAACGGAAACCUGAUGGUGCAAUCGAAAGGUUCCGAGCUCGCCUAGUAGUCAAGGGCUACAGGCAGAGAGAGAAUAUAGAUUUCUUCGACACCUAUUCACCAGUAUCUAGAAUAACAUCCAUUCGUGUCAUGAUUGCUCUUGCUGCCUUGAACAAUCUCGUGGUACACCAAAUGGAUGUUAAGACUGCUUUUUUGAACGGUGAUCUAGAUGAAGAAAUCUAUAUGGAACAACCAGAAGGGUUUGUUAUCCCUGAACAUGCCUCGAAAGUCUGUAAGUUGGACAAAUCACUAUAUGGUUUGAAACAGGCUCCAAAACAGUGGCAUGAGAAGUUUGACACUCUCGUUCUCUCACAUGGCUUUAAGGUGAAUGAAAGUGACAAGUGUAUUUACUGCAAGACAGAGAAUAGCACUUGCACUAUCAUAUGUUUGUAUGUAGAUGACAUGUUGAUAUUUGGUACAAAUAUUCACGUGGUCAAUGAAGCGAAAGCCAUGUUAAAAGAGAGCUUUGAGGUGAAAGAUCUGGGAGAAGCAAAGUUUAUGCUUGGAAUCCAGAUAACUAGAACAGCAAAUGGUUAUUCUCUAGAUCAAUCUAGUUACAUAGAGAAGAUCUUGAAGAAGUAUAACUAUUUCGACUGUAAACCUGCGUGUACUCCGUAUGAUGCUAGUGUAAAGCUAUUCAAGAACACUGGAGACAGUGUAAGACAAACAGAAUAUGCUAGCAUCAUUGGCAGUCUCCGUUAUGCUGCGGAUUACACUCGACCAGACAUUGCAUAUGUCGUGGGAUUGCUUGGCAGGUUUAACAGCUGUCCUAGUAGAGAGCAUUGGAAUGCUAUAGAGAGGGUCAUGAGAUACCUCAAGAGAACAGCAAACCUUGGUAUACACUAUCAAAGGUUUCCCGCUGUACUAGAAGGGUAUAGUGAUGCGGAUUGGAAUACCCUAUCAGAUGACUCCAAGGCAACCAGCGGAUAUGUUUUUAACAUCGCUGGUGGAGCUGUGUCUUGGAAGUCAAAGAAACAAACAAUCCUAGCUCAAUCAACUAUGGAAUCAGAGAUGAUAGCACUAGCAACGGCUAGUGAAGAAGCAAGUUGGUUGAGAGGAUUGUUGUCAGAGAUUCCCCUAUGGGAAAGCCCGGUCCCUCCGGUAUUGAUACAUUGUGAUAGUACCGCAGCUAUCGCUAAAGUUGAGAACCGGUUCUAUAACGGAAAGAAACGACAGAUUCGUCGUAAGCACAGUACUGUUAGAGAACUCCUAACGAUAGGAGCAGUGAGGGUGGAUCAUAUAAGAUCCGAACAGAAUCUAGCUGAUCCUUUGACGAAAGGAUUACCUAGAGAGAAAGUCCAGAAUACCGCCAAGGGUAUGGGACUUAUGCCUACCGAACCACGGACUACAAGUGAUGGUAACCCGACCCAAUAGACUGGAGAUCCCAAGAAAUGGGUUCAAUGGGUAAUAACAAGUCAUGAGUAGUAUGCGAAAAGUUCAUGCAUAAUGAAGCAUGAAUCCCAAAGCAAUGGAGGUUGAGUUAAUAACUCUUAAUGAGAUCUAUACCCUAUGUGGGGUGGAGUACUUUACUUUGGGGGUACUCCUGAUAGACUCACCUAUGUGAAUGUGGGAGUGGGGCCGCUCCCUAUGGAACUUUGAGAGGCACAAAGUUGCUAGAGCGUUCACUAAACCAGGGUAACGUGCAAGGCCAUAAACGCACGGGCUAAGAAGAGAACACAACUCAAUGAAAAGAUCCGGUGUGCUACACUGUCUGAGAUAGGGUUCAAGACUACGAGUCACCCUUAUGAAAUCGGAAGUGUAACCACUACGCUAAGGUUCAAAUCUUCGCGAUACCUUAGCUUAUGCCCGAUCUUAUGGAACUGUUGAUGCUCAGAGAUAGUUUCAAAACUAUUCAAGUGGGGGAUUGUUGGAAAUGUGUAUGAAUAGCUUUGAAAGCUAUAGAGUCUCAAGUGGAAAAACUACCACAUUGGUAGUUUUACUUGGUGAAGUGAUUAUAAAGAUAGGAGCCUCUCUCCUAAGGGCAUGCCCCUUGGGGUGACCCACUUUUGUGGGAGAGGGAGGACCUAACGGACCACCACACACGCGCGCGCCGUCCGUCCGUCCGACCGGCCGGUCGGUCGGUUGGAUGGAUGGAUGGCUUGAGACUAUAUACAUAUUUUUUGGAGAAAUUCCGAACGAAAUUAAUUAUUUAAUAAUUAAUUAUUAAUCGGUUACUCUGAGGAAUAUUCCAAGGGAUAAUCGAUUGAAAAGAAAUAUUCGAAGGAUAAUCUCCGCAGGAUUUAUCCUAACCGACGGUUUUAAUUAAGGAAGUAAUUAUCU
Messenger RNA from Linum trigynum, 5085 nucleotides. The record is from the annotation of a GenBank genome assembly. Lineage: Eukaryota; Viridiplantae; Streptophyta; Magnoliopsida; Malpighiales; Linaceae.